Messenger RNA from Entelurus aequoreus (snake pipefish), 3130 nucleotides. RefSeq names its product zinc finger protein OZF-like. The record is from RefSeq and is a predicted model, not a curated record. The transcript is spliced from 2 exons. Lineage: Eukaryota; Metazoa; Chordata; Actinopteri; Syngnathiformes; Syngnathidae. Gene Ontology annotation, biological process: negative regulation of transcription by RNA polymerase II; regulation of cytokine production; regulation of immune system process. Bases 175 to 1842 code for a protein of 555 amino acids.
AGACAAAGACCGCAUGCUAUGGUUGUUGGGAGAUUUUUGGAAUUCACGAUCUUAAAGUCAUAUGAUUCACAGCAAAUAUAGCAACAAAUAUCUCAAUUGGUAUUUUCCAAAGCCACGAAACGUGCAUUGAGUUCGGAGCGAUAUCUGAAGUGAAGAUUGAAGACGUGAUAGAAGAUGGACGACUACUGCUAUGCUAAGAUGGCGACGUCCGCUAAAAGAGAACAUGAAAGAGAAUCAGCGCCACCAACUUCCAGCAAAUCACCAACGGAGAUAAAGACGAAAGAUGAAGACGUCCAGCAGCUGAUCGGUUAUCCAGAAGAAGUUUCCCCUCAGUUAGGGGGGAGCUCCACUUUGAAGCAGGAGACUCCACAACCACCCUGCAUUAAAAAGGAAGAGGAGGAACUCUGCAUCACUCAGGAGGGAGAGUGUCUUCUAGGACGAGAGGAAGCUGAUUACACCAAGUUUCCACUGAGUAUUAUCUUUGUGAAGACUGAAGAUGAUGAAGAGAAACCACAAGUAGACAACCUCUUAGCUCCACUAUCAGAUAGUGAGGCUGAAGACGAGGUUGAAGUAACUUUGAGCAGCGAUAAAGACUGUGAAGGUGAUAUGAGGACUCACACUGACAACAAACACUCUGAAUGCUCUACAAAGAAGAGAGGUAAAACAUGUUUGAGCUGCUCAGUUUGUGCUGAAAGUUUUACUAAAAAGAGCCUUUUGACUGUACACAUGAGAACACACACAGGUGAAAAACCAUUUAAUUGUUCAGUUUGUGGCAAAAGCUUUCUUGUUAAGAGGAAUUUGACCCAACACAUGAGAACACACACAGGUGAAAAAGCAUUUAAUUGUUCAGUUUGUGGCAAAAGCUUUUCUCGAAAUAGCAUGUUGACUCAACACAUGAGAAUACACACAGGUGAAAAACCAUUUAAUUGUUCAGUUUGCUGCAAAAGCUUUUCUCGAAAUUGCCGUUUGACUGAACACAUGAGAACACACACAGGUGAAAAACCAUUUAAUUGUUCAGUUUGUGGCAAAAGCUUUACUCAAAAUAGCAUAUUGACUCUACACAUGAGAACACACACAGGUGAAAAAACAAUUAAUUGUUCUGUUUGUGGCAAAAUCUUUUCCCGAAAUUGCCAUUUGACUCAACACAUGAGAACACACACAGGUGAAAAACCAUUUCAUUGUUCUGUAUGUGGCAAAAUAUUUUCUCAGAAUUGCCAUUUGACUCAACACAUGAGAACACACACAGGUGAAAAACCAUUUAAUUGUUCAGUUUGUGGUAACAGCUUUUCUCAAAAUAGCAUUUUGACUCAACACAUGAGAACGCACAUAGGUGGGAAAAGAUUUAAUUGUUCAAUUUGUGGCAAAAGUUUUUCUCGAAAUUUCCGUUUGACUCAACACAUGAGAACACACACAGGUGAAAAAACAUUUCAUUGUUCUGUAUGUGGCAAAAUCUUUUCUCAAAAUAGCCAUUUGACUGAACACAUGAGAACACACACAGGUGAAAAACCAUUUAAGUGUUCCGUUUGUGGCAAAGGCUUUUCUCGAAAUUUCCGUUUGACUCAACACAUGAGAACACACACAGGUGAAAAACCAUAUAAUUGUUCAGUUUGUAGCAGAAGAUUUUCUAAUAAAAACAAAUUGACUCAACACAUGAGAACACACACUGGACUAAGACCAUUGAAUUGUUCAGUUUGUGGUAAAAGCUUUCCUCAUAACGGCUCUUUGUGGCGACACAUGAGAACACACACAGGAGAAAAAACAUUUAGUUGUUCAGUGUGCUGUAAAAGGUUCCCACAUAAUGCAGCCGCAGUAAAACACACAAGAACACACAAGGGAAAAUAACCAAUUAGCUGUUUAGUUUGUGGUAUGUUGCUCAUAUGUGGCGACAUCCACCCUACCCAGGACCUCCUCACUGCAUCUUUCACAAAUAUCUGAGGUAUUCAUACAAACUUGGAUUAUUUGGAGCAUAAUCUUAUCUACUCAUGACCCCAUGUCUUCUCUGUAUCUGAAACCUUCCUGAACAGUAAGAUAGAUGAUGCUUCGAGUGCUUGGUUACUCCUUCUUCAGUCCAGGGACCUGGGGCCUCAUGUGUCAAGUUUGUGCACACUCAAAAACCUGCACUACACCCUUUUUCACUGCAAAGUUGAGAUAUAUCAAAACUGACGUUGACGCAUAAGUGAUGCUGGGUAACUGUUUGCAUAACAAACUGCCAACUUUUACUCCUCAGACUGAUUGAUGUGCAAAUCAGAGACAUAUGAACAAUUAACCCACAACACCCACAACCCAACCCCCACCUCCCUCGACAUUCGGUCAUAACCGGUUUGAGAUGAGUUUGCGAAUUGUAAAAUUCAGCUGCAUUUUUUAAUGAAAGAAACUGCUGUUCUAAAUGUAUCCACUGGAUGUCGCAAUAGCAAUUCUGUUAGGCAAGCAAAUAGUUUAUACCGGGGCGAGCAAGGAUACCAAGCAAGAGGUACACGGUAAAGCGGGCUGUGACUCCUCCCCCUCAAUACUACGUAAAACAGGAGUAAAAUAACCAAUCAGUAACCCCACUUAAAAUGCAGCUUUAUUCAUGCUUUAUUUUGUUUUUGUUCAAUCCUAGAUGGGCUGUGACUUAAAGUUUAAUUGCUUUGUAGAAACACUGAGAUUAAGCCUAAAUUCAUUGUGUUCUUCAAAGUGUUUUUGAAAAUGCACCAUUUUUUAUCCUCAGAAUUUCUAACUAACUUGAAGUGUUUUGUCAAGAGGAUUAUUUGUGAUGUGUACAUUUUCAGAAUGUGCUUGUCGAAGUAAAAUAAAGAAAACCAUCUGAAGUUGUCAUACUCGUAUUUUUAAGUUAUCAUGCCAUGAUUUUACCAGUCACGUCCACGUGGAAAUAGAUUUUCCUCCAUACGGCCCCUGAGCUAAAAUGAGUUUGACACCCCUACUGUAAUCUGACUCAUGUGAGCAGGUUACUGUAUACACACAUUUUGUUAUAAGUUAUAAAAAUGUGUUCAGUUCUCAGAGACACAUCAAUGUCAGUGUAGCUGCUGACAGAAGCAACAUGUAUAUUUGAUAUAUAAUGUCAUAGUUGGUGAAAAUAAAUAAAUACAAUGCAUAAAGAUAAGUUCAUAUUGUACACAUAAUGUGAUUAAAA